Suillus subaureus is the source of this 702-nucleotide messenger RNA. RefSeq lists its product as uncharacterized. NCBI's taxonomy places the organism in Eukaryota, Fungi, Basidiomycota, Agaricomycetes, Boletales, Suillaceae. The record is from RefSeq and is a predicted model, not a curated record. The transcript is spliced from 6 exons. Bases 1 to 702 code for a protein of 233 amino acids.
AUGGUUCUUAACAGCAGCCCUAAUAAUGCUGGUUCCUUACAUGAUGUCCUUGAAGACCAUCAUAUGAAGAACCAUCAUCCUCGCCCACCUAACCCGGAUAGACUUGAGAAUCUGCAUCAACAGGCAGCAGAUGAAUCAUCCACCAAUGAAGAGAACAAGGUUGUAGACCCACCCAAGAGGUCACAUUCAGCUAACAGAGCAGCAUCUAAAACCAUUGGGUUUUAUCCCCACUCUUGGAAAGACAUCCUGGAGGCUUUAAAGAAGAAGUUGCCACUAGGAUUGGUCAUGGAUGGCACCACUUCAAGCUGCAAAACAUUCAUUGAGAAGACAGUGGAUGAUAUUGGCAUCAACAACAGCUACUGGGAUAUCUAUAAAUGUGACAUGGCAAUUAUUCUAUGGGAUGACUGUGCUACAAUGUGGUCUGAGAUGAAAAAAGCUGCACAGCCCAUUGCUGCCAGCAAGUUCGGCAUCCUACCAUCAGACAUUGACAACAACAACAAGGUUGAAGACUAUAACAGUGUCAAUGAACAGGGGAGGACUAACAACCUCAUUCAUGAUGCACUUGGUGAGCUGUGUAGUAUGAUUUUCUAUAAGGGUGACAAUGCACUUGCCAAGGUCUUCCCAAAUGUAUUUGCUGAGGCCAUUCCUGAAGGUGCCAUGGCACUUGCAGCAAGUGUACUUGCUGCAGCCAUCGACAAGUAG